Zootermopsis nevadensis is the source of this 512-nucleotide messenger RNA. RefSeq lists its product as uncharacterized. The record is from RefSeq and is a predicted model, not a curated record. Lineage: Eukaryota; Metazoa; Arthropoda; Insecta; Blattodea; Termopsidae.
AGAAAGCCAAAGAUCCAGUACUGAAGCAGCUGUACAAGAAGGUCAUUGCGCCGCACAAAGAAUCAACCCCAUCCUCAAGUCUGGAAGGGCUGCUUCGCGUGUGCAAUGACACGCAUUACGCGUUCAUGUAUUCGAUAGACUCAAUUGACAAGUACUCAGCCGACGUGACGUGUCAACUAACGGCGGUGCCGAAUGCCAAGAUACAGACGAUGAAAAGCAUGGCGACUGUUAAGAGGAGCCCGUACCUCGGCCUGUUCAGACACACAACGCGCAAACUGCAAGAGAGCGGCAUUGCCAAGAAACUUCUCGUUCACUCCUCCACGAAGCUGCCUAAAAUUGAUGUCCCCCUUGUCAUUGUGGCCUUUGAAAGCGUGGUACCCACUUUGUACGUCCUUAUAAUAGGAACAAUUGCUGCCAUCACCAUUGCCAACAUGUUCUUUACCAUAAAAACGAGGCCAAAUACGAGUGAGAAAGAAAUGAAGAAUAAGACACCACAACGUUUGUCCGGAUAG